GAGACCCAGCUUUGAACACACCUCCUCCUGGAAGCCCCCCUGGAUUUGACACACCUACUGCCCUUCCUCCCCACCCCUGCACCCUUUCCUUCUCCCCUUUGUAACCCCAGGAGAGGUUAAACAGGUCAAACGAGGAGCGAGACGCGGCCUCCCCCAACAUGCAGAGGAUCCCAAAUCUGAAAGAAGAACCGACACCCACAGAUCUGGGGCCCACAUCCGCACAAUUUUCUGUUUUUCCCCCGAAGAAUUUGAUGCUUUGGUGAUCAAUGCUGCCUUUUGUGAAGCACAGAGAGGUUAGGUGACUUGCCAAAGGUCACACAGUACUUCAAUGGAAGAACCAGGAAUUUGAACACAGAUCAGCCAGAGCUGUGAUUGUGCCCACUGAGUGGACUGCGUUGUCAGGGAGUGAGUGCUCCAUCAUCGGGAGGAUCCAAGCAGGACCGCCAUGGAGGAAGGUCAAUAUUCAGAGAUCGAGGAGCUUUCCAGGAGGCGGUGUUGCAGGCGCGGGACUCAGAUCGUGCUGCUGGGGCUGUUGACCGCCGCUCUGUGGUCCGGGCUGCUGACUCUGCUUCUCCUGUGGCACUGGGACACCACACAGAGUCUAAAACAGCUGGAAGAGAGGGCUGCCCGGAACGUCUCUCAAGUUUCCAAGAACUUGGAAAGACACCACGGUGACCAGAUGGCGCAGAAAUCCCAGUCCACGCAGAUUUCACAGGACCUGGAGGAACUUCGAGCUGAACAGCAGAGAUUGAAAUCUCAGGACUUGGAGCUGUCCUGGAACCUGAACGGGCUUCAAGAAGAUCUGAGCAGCUUCAAGUCCCAGGAAUUGAACGAGAGGAAUGAAGCUUCAGAUUUGCUGGAAAGACUCCGGAAGGAGGUGACGAAGCUAAGGAUGGAGUUGCAAGUGUCCAGCGGCUUUGUGUGCAACACGUGUCCUGAAAAGUGGAUCAAUUUCCAACGGAAGUGCUACUACUUCGGCAAAGGCACCAAGCAGUGGGUCCACGCCCGGUACGCCUGUGACGACAUGGAAGGGCAGCUGGUCAGCAUCCAUAGCCCGGAGGAGCAGGACUUCCUAACCAAGCAUGCCAGCCACAUUGGCUCCUGGAUUGGCCUUCGGAACUUGGACCUGAAGGGGGAGUUUAUCUGGGUGGAUGGGAGCCACGUGGACUACAGCAACUGGGCUCCAGGGGAGCCCACCAGCCGGAGCCAGGGCGAGGACUGCGUGAUGAUGCGGGGAUCCGGCCACUGGCACGACGCCUUCUGCGACCGUAAGCUGGGCACCUGGGUGUGUGACCGGCUGGCCACAUGCACGCCGCCAGCCAGCGAAGGUUCCGCGGAGUCCAUGGGACCUGAUUCAAGACCAGGCCCUGACGGCCGCCUGCCCGCCCCCUCUGCCCCUCUCCGCUCUUGAGCAUGGAUACAGCCAGGCCCAGAGCAAGACCCUGAAGACCCCCAACCACGGCCUAAAAGCCUCUUUGUGGCUGAAAGUUCCCUGUGACAUUUUCUGCCACCCAAACGGAGGCAGCUGACACAUCUCCCGCUCCUCUAUGGCCCCUGCCUCCCAGGAGUACACCCCAACAGUACCCUCUCCAGAUGGAAGUGCCCCCAACAGCACCCUCUCCAGAUGCAGCCCCAUGUCCUCAGCACCCCAGGACCUGAGUACCCCCAGCUCAGGUGGUGAGUCCUCCUGUCCAGCCUGCAUCAAUAAAAUGGGGCAAUGA
Molecule: messenger RNA, 1721 nt
Organism: Pongo pygmaeus (Bornean orangutan)
Lineage: Eukaryota; Metazoa; Chordata; Mammalia; Primates; Hominidae
Gene: FCER2
Product: Fc epsilon receptor II
Exons: 13
Coding region: 446-1411 (321 amino acids)
Source: RefSeq, a predicted model, not a curated record